UUAUCCUAAAUUACUCCAGUAAAAUUACACAGGUGUAUAAAAGGGUAAAUGAUUGUAAGUGUCUAAACAUUGUAACAAUUAAAUUUAUAGUAAUUAAACAUUAUUAUAAGUUGCUUUUGGGGGGGCACGCAGAUAAAAGUAUGAUGACUGCAGACGAGAAGAAACAGGCUGAUAACACAUUCUGCACACAACGAAUGCCAAUUAAAUCAUUUUUUUUUUCCUACUGCGCACUUGGGGAAUCGUUUACUUAUGCGGUGGUAAAUGGAGAAUUACACACAAAAAGUUUUUACUCUGGUUCCAGCGGCUGUUUGUAAUUAUGUUCUGGCGGCACCUAGUGCCAAGUAUCGGACAAACAAGUCUGUGUAACGCUUUAAAGCUGCGUGAAUGUCCUUUUCAAGGUCGUAUUUCACAAAUUUGCCAGACACUGGAACGCAGUUCAGGCAGAACGUCCCAGACUGCUGCCCUGAAGUGGAGCGCAGAAGAUAAUGUGCAAAGAAUUAUUACAAAAUUGUAAUGGCAUAAUGCAUUUUGAAAACCCGCCAGUGAAACCAACUAUACAAGCUUAGCUAUACCAAAAGGUGGCGAUCUAGUCUUUAUCAGCAUCCCUCUGCAUGCAAGCCGAGCGUGAGAACGAUCCCCGAAACGCGCGAGUUUUCGCCGAACACAGCGACGAAAAUUGGCGAGUGUGACGUCAGAGGCCCGCGAGUUCCCUGUCGAAUGCAGGCGAAUAGUAACGAGCGUGACGUCAGAGGCUUCGCGAGGCUCCUGUCGAAUGGGGACGGACAUUGACGAGCGUGACGUCGGAGGCUUCGCGAGUCCCGUGUCGUUGACUAUGAAGGAAAGGAAAAAAAAAAAAAGGCAACAAGAAGGAAGAGCAAUGGCGACACUGGAUUGCGAACUGCCAAGUCCGGAUAUGUUCGUGUACGAGCGCUGGUCCACGCACGCUGACGGUGAUAAAACAAACAGCUCUGACAGCAUGUAUUUCUGUGGCCAGCAUCCUGCAUGUGAUGAUUUAUGUUUCCUUGUAUGCAAUCUCUGCAACCAAGUCAUCAAACCUCAGGGCUUCCAGACACACUGUGGUAGCUGCGGCACUGACUCGCAGUGAGUAGAGGACACCUCCGUUCCCCCCUCCCCCCCGAAGCCAUGCACAGCAGGAACCAGAGGAGACAUGAUUCACCUUUGGACACCAGGACCACAUUGGCCUUGGCAAAGCCCAAAGGCUCGGCCACCCUGAGCGUCGUCGCUGCCCCCCAGAACAAGGCCUUGCGAGCACCGAGGGAUCACCUCCGCAAUCCUUUCAGCAAAGUCCCACAUGCUGUAUACCCACCCAAGGGGUCCCGUGGCAAGCCCUGCCUCUCUCUUCCUGUCGUAAGUCUGGAGAAGAUGACCUGCCUUGGCAGGGCAGAAGGAGGCCACGUCAGAGUCAACUCCUCCGCUUUACCGUCUCCUGUCACCCCUGUCAAGCCCUCUCUGACACUUCCAGUAUCCCAUAAGUCUCAGGAGAGGGUGAUGAAUGGCAAGGGACCUGCUACUCCUUCUGCUCAGUUCGAACGGAAACCCGACGCUCCACCUUCUCCCUACGACAGGCGACCCAACAUCUCUCCAUCUGCUCACGAUAAGCGAACAGGUUCCUCCCCCUCCUCGUUGGAGAGGCGGCCAGCCUCCUCCCCCUCUGUAAUGGACAAGCGGCAGCAAACCCCAUCCUCUCCCUUGGACAAGCUACCCAGCGCAAGCCCCUCUCUACAGGACAAAAAGACUCAAAAUGGGACUAAGGGCUACAAGCCAUAUAAAAGACUUUCAGGAAGGGAGUUUGACCCCGACAAGCACUGUGGAGUCUUGGACCCUGAGAGCAAGAAACCGUGCACAAGAUCGCUGACCUGCAAGACCCAUUCUCUGACCCAUCGGCGGGCGGUGCCAGGGAGGAGGAAACUGUUCGACACCCUGCUUGCUGAGCACAAGGGACGGACAAAGGAGAAGGAGAAGCAGAAGGAAAAGAGCAGCAGACAAGAACUACAGGGAGGAAAGGACACUCAGCACAGCCGUACCUGCCUGCAGCCUGAACCGACACCAGGAGAGGCGGCAAACUGCCACGAUGGCAAAUCCUCCCUGAAAACAAGGCUAGCCAGCUUAUGCGUGCCAAGACUCCCUGUGGGUGGGGGCAGCCCAGGGCUGAUUUCCUGCUCAGGGUCCCCCCCAACACCUGUCACACCAAGUGCUAAAGCUGAGGGGAGCAACCGGCUGUCCAGCGACGAGGGCGAGGCUGAGGCCCUGGAGGACGUGGAGGGAUGUGACUGGCACUGCUCUCUGCUGCAUCCUCAACCCAUGGGCUGCUGUGCCUUUGGCAGCCGGCUGAUGGGUCGCGGGUACUACGUGUUUGACAGGCGAUGGGACCGGUUGAGGCUGGCGCUUCGCCACAUGGUCGAGAGACAUGUCACCUCGCAGAUGUGGAAGAAGAUCCCUCCGGUGGCUGACACUGCUGUGUCAUUCCCUGGGGCUUUUCCUGCGCACCAGACCCUCCCCUUCCACAAUCCCGGCCCGGUCUUCCCACCCCGAUCCAGUACCAGCUCCUUGGGAAUGUCCCCAUCUCUACCCCCCCAGCCGGACAGUGUGUCUGCCCUGAGUUACCCUGGUGCCUUUCUGCAUAGUGGGGGUGGAAUGUUCGGCAGCGUGGACCCUGCUACCCUCGUGCCCCCAGUCCUGGGAAAGCAGGCAAGAGCCAAAGCCGCUAAGGCCUCGAGGCUCCAUGAGGCAGGGCAAAGGAGGAAGGUGUGUCUGUCCUCAAUGCCUGGGCCCCCCAGGAGCACCAGCCUCAGCACGUCGCCUUCCCACCUCAUUGCCGCAGCCACCAGCAGUAAUGGGACAUCGCGCCUCGAGGCCAAACCGGAUCCUCUGGAGCGUGCUGAGCUGGGGCCCGUGGCCCCUGUUAGACAUACCAGCACCGAGAUAACUGUGUUUCACGCCCUCACUGGUGGUGACACCCAGCCGCCCUGCAGCCCCCCUGGGGAGGGAAGGAAGAGGAAGAGCUGCAGCUCUUACACUAAACCCAGCAAGGUGGUCAGGCUAGCAGGACCCAAUAACGUCUUCAGGAGGAGCGGCGGCCCCCUUAACGCUGUCCCCGAGUCCCAGCACGCAGGCCUGCCUCGACAGUUGCAGCCUAAGGUACACCACUGACUUGGCUGGUGCGGAGGGGAACCCCUCUUCCAAACUGGAGCAUCCACAUCGGGGACUCUAACCUGGAAAGGCUCACUGGAGAGAGAAGACCCUGUGGAAAAGACGUCAGCCCUGCGUCAUCUCUUUCUGGGUCAAUUUAUCUGUCUCACUGUGGAGGCUUAUAUCCAGGUGGGUCCAGAACUCAUGGGCCCCACACGCAUACCCCCUGUGGCCCUUCUUUGCCCCUCAUUCAACUUCGCCUGCACUUUCUGGAUACAUUCGGGGGGUGGUUUCAGAUGAACACUUUGGUUUGGAUUGACACCGAUGGACCCAUAUCCACCUUCCACCCGUUUAAGGAGCUCCAGAUGUUCACAGGUCAGAUGCCCAUUCUAACCUGUACCUGCAAGGGCUCAUAUUUUGGUUUCUCCAUCACUGUUCCUGCGUUUGCAUUUCAUAUAGAUUUCAAAUAUUUGCAGUUGUUCCGAUUUUCGUUUUCUUGAGUUUGUGUUGAAGUUGUAGUUUUGUUGCCAGGAAGGACGUCACAAGUUCUGUGCUUCUGUGGGGUUUUCACAUGGGGAAGGGCUGACAUACCACUUCCAGCCUGGUCUCAAACCUGCCGGUCUCAUAACAUGGGGCUGUUUGCGGAAGGGGCGCCCCCAGCAGGACAGUGUUAGAAGUGCACUUAAGAGUUCUCGGGCCUGCAAUGGAACGGGCUGAGCUGAAGAACAGUGAACUUUGAACCAAGGGAAUUUAUUAUACUGGCACAUUUUUACAGUUUGCAUUUUAAUAUCUGAAGUCUUGCUCUCAAGGUUUGUUUUAGAUAUUGCAAGGAAUACAAAUGUCAGGUCUUUCAAGUAAAAUUUAAGCGCUGGUUUUGUGUGUGUGUGUGCGUGUGUGUGUGUUUUUUUUCUUACUGACCAGAUUAGUGCGGCAGAUGUCUAGCAAAAUUAUAUUUAUAAGCUCUUUUAAAAGCAGAUUGCAUCAUCAUAGUGUUCUUGUUGGGUUAAAAUGCAUCUGUAGCUUUAUUAUUUUGUAUUUAUUGUUCUGUCAGACCUAAGACACAAAGUGUUUUCACCCUCCUCCGUCAAAUGAGUACGACUGAAAUCUCUGCGCACGGUGAGUUCUGAAAAGGGUGAAGCCUCAUUUGACUCUGGGUUUUAGCAGUGGGGCUCUUCCGACACAGUGAAGCUUUUUUUUCUGAGCAGUUUUUUUCCAUUCUAAUGGGAAUUCCUCCCUGCUUUCUGCUCCUU
Messenger RNA from Scleropages formosus (Asian bonytongue), 4400 nucleotides. RefSeq names its product ataxin 7-like 1 (gene atxn7l1). The transcript has 11 exons. The coding region runs from base 1144 to 3171 and encodes 675 amino acids. NCBI's taxonomy places the organism in Eukaryota, Metazoa, Chordata, Actinopteri, Osteoglossiformes, Osteoglossidae. The record is from RefSeq and is a predicted model, not a curated record.